This is a messenger RNA of Candida albicans SC5314, 1158 nucleotides long. RefSeq lists its product as uncharacterized. Lineage: Eukaryota; Fungi; Ascomycota; Pichiomycetes; Serinales; Debaryomycetaceae. The coding region runs from base 1 to 1158 and encodes 385 amino acids. The record is from RefSeq and is a predicted model, not a curated record. The transcript has a single exon.
AUGGGUAAAGAUACUAAUAAGCCAGUAGUAACAAAACUACCGUUGGAUAAAGCCUUAUUGUUAAUUAACAAGAAGAUUACUACGGUUCCAUUUUACAAUAAAGUUCAUAUCAUCAAAUCAGAAUCUCAAAAUGACGACAAUAACAGCAGUAAUGAUAGGAUACCUUUUGAUUCGUUAAAUACUAGGACAACUUUGAUUUCCAAUUGUGCUAACUUAUAUCAAAUCAUUUUAAACGAAUAUACCAACAGGUUCAACAGUAAUAAUAAUACUGAGGAUAGCCAAAAUAACAAAGGUGGAACACAUAUCGAAGCCAUACCGAUGGAAAAUAUCCCCAAUGGAGAAUAUCACGGGAAUAAAUUGACAUUUAACGCUAAUAAUGGAAUAAUCGAAUUAUGGAUUAAUAAUAAUUCGUUUAUGAAAAUCCCCAAUUUGAAAAAUAAGUAUGAUAAUAAGAAAGGAGGAGGGAAACAAGGAAAAGAAGGUCAAUUUAUUAAAUUAUCGAAAAUUACAUCAAAUUUAAGACACGAAGAGUUUAUAAUGAAGUAUAAAAUUGAUUUGAAAGUGAAUAAUUCUUUAUCUUUGACAAAUCAAUUAAUUAAAUCAGAAUUCAAAUACAUUAUUGAGUUGUUAUUUGAUAAUGUUCAAUGUAUUAUAUACAAUGAUCAACCACUACCACCACAAACUCUAAAAGAUGACAAUAAUAUGGAUAUCGAUAACCAUGACAGUAAUACCCCCACCAGUGAAAAUAUUUUCAAGAUUAUUAAAUCUCCUGAACUACAACCAAUGAUAAAUCUUGAACAGUAUGAUCACCACCAACAAACAGAACAAGGAAUUGGUUUAGAUGAAUUUGAAAAAUAUGAAUUGUUGACAUUGUUUACUAAUUUCAAUUAUAAUCAAAAUAUUUUAAAAGAUCAGUAUUAUAAUGAUUUGCCGCAUUUUAAUAGUCAAAAUAAACAUGAAGAAGAUGACAAUACACUUUACGUUUGUUCAAAACAUAGUUUACUUAAUGUUCUGUCACAUCUUUUGACUUUGGAAACUAUUAAUGAUUGGCAGAUAAUUAGUUUCCAUUAUCGUAAUAAAUAUCAUUUGUUAAUUUAUAAAAAUCCAUCAAAUAAUAAUGAUGUCUAUGUCUACGAGGUUGAUAGAAGAAAUCAGUAA